This is a messenger RNA of Enterobius vermicularis (human pinworm), 366 nucleotides long. NCBI's taxonomy places the organism in Eukaryota, Metazoa, Nematoda, Chromadorea, Rhabditida, Oxyuridae. The record is from the annotation of a GenBank genome assembly.
AUGAACAGUGAAGUAUCUCACGUUGUUCUUUUGCAACCAAUGUCGCUUACCGAAACCGACAAAUCUCAGCAGUCGUCAAAUCCUGGUUUGUUACCUGGUUCCGAAUCUUCUCCAUGUGCAGCUUCAAAUUCUGAAUGCGGCGAUAUUCGGUCAUAUGAAUGGGUAGCUUCCGAACCAGUUGUUAAGGCGCCAGGUGUGGAGCGGGGAAGUUUAUGUGGUAAUCAAACUUCUGUAAGCAGAUUAUCAAGUGCUCUUUAUUCUGGCGGAGCACUGCUUUGUGUUUCUGGUACUGAAAAAAAUUCGAGAAAUGGGCAUCAGAAUAUGCGUCAUUCGGGCCGUUUUGGUGGUUCUUGUGUGCUGUUGUAG